UAACUCCUAUUUAAAAUGAAAAGUCUUUGAAUCCUAACGGCUGAGCGCUGGGAAGGACUCCGCGCCUCUGCGUCGGAGGCAGGGGUCAGCCGGCAUCAUGGAAAGAUCCAAAGAAAACUGCAUUUCAGGGCCUAUUAAGGCUGCAGCUCUACUUGGUGAUGGCCCCAAACGUGUUCCAGUGACUCAGCAUUUUCCUUCUCAGAAUCCGGUGUCUGCGUGUAGUGGCCAGGCCGAGCGGGUCUUGUGUCCUUCAAAUUCCUCCCAGCGUGUCCCGUCACAGGCACAGAAGCUCCUCCCUGCUCAGAAGCCUGUGCAGAAGCUGAAGCAGGCACAGGCGGCCAGUGUGCCUCGACCUGUCUCCAAGCCACCAAAUAACACCCCGAAGAGCGAACAGCCCCCACCGUCAGCACCCGGAAAUAAUCCUGAAAAGGAACUGACAUCAAACCAGAAAAAUGAAGAAUCUAAAAAAAGGCAGUGGACUUUGGAAGAUUUUGACAUUGGUCGUCCACUGGGUAAAGGAAAGUUUGGUAAUGUUUACUUGGCAAGAGAGAAACAAAGCAAGUUUAUCUUGGCCCUCAAAGUGUUGUUUAAAGCUCAGCUGGAGAAAGCAGGCGUGGAGCAUCAGCUCCGAAGGGAAGUGGAAAUCCAGUCCCACCUGCGGCAUCCUAAUAUUCUCAGACUCUAUGGCUACUUCCAUGAUGCCACCCGAGUGUACCUGAUCCUGGAGUAUGCACCGCUGGGAACCGUCUACAGAGAGCUUCAGAAACUUUCCAAGUUCGACGAGCAGAGAACUGCUACCUACAUCACCGAGUUGGCAAACGCCCUGUUGUACUGUCAUUCAAAGAGAGUUAUUCAUAGAGAUAUUAAACCCGAGAACCUGCUUCUUGGAUCAGCUGGGGAGCUGAAGAUUGCAGACUUUGGGUGGUCGGUGCACGCUCCAUCCUCCAGGAGGACCACGCUAUGUGGCACGCUGGACUACCUGCCUCCCGAGAUGAUUGAGGGCCGCAUGCAUGACGAGAAGGUGGACCUCUGGAGCCUGGGAGUUCUUUGCUACGAGUUCUUAGUUGGGAAGCCUCCUUUUGAGGCAAACACAUACCAGGAGACCUACAGAAGAAUAUCACGGGUUGAAUUCACAUUCCCUGACUUUGUAACAGAGGGAGCCAAGGACUUCAUUUCAAGGCUACUGAAGCACAACCCCAGUCACAGGCCCACUCUGGCUGAAGUACUUGAGCACCCAUGGGUCAAAGCGAAGUCAUCGAAACCCUCCAGCUGCCCAAACAAAGAGCCCGCCAGCAAACAGUCUUAAUCAUGCAGGGGCGGAAUCCUCGAGCCAGGGCUGCUGCGUAACCCAUCUGCCAGGAACACGCUAUGGAGUUUGUCCUGCGGAGCACUACGGGGAACGCCUGCCUUGCUGGGCGAGCGAGCGGUGCCUCCACCUCUGCCGCCUCCUCCAGCUCUGCUUCAGUAGACUCGGCACUCUGGAGUCAAAGCAGCCACGAGAGUCGUGCGACCUCUACCGAUUUCACCGCCUGGAGGCAAGGUUUAUCUGUGCUGGACAAGGGGUCCCUGUGGGAGACAAAUCUGGUGUCUGCUUGUGGGCAGGUGACCACUUGCCCUGACUUGAUUGGCUACAUAGCUGUACAGGAGUCUUGCUAGUACCUGAGUGUCUGUGUAACUUAUUGGGUGGCCAAGGCCGCUAGAGCUGUUGGAAUGAAUAUGUGAUUUCUUUUAAGUGUUAAAAUAAAGAUUUUCAGAUCGACGUGGAGUUUUUCUCCUGUGGCAUCUCCUCGGUGCUCUCCAUGUCUGUCAGUGCGGUUUCUGGUCCUCGGUCACCUUGGGAGUGGGAAUGUGUGCUCUACCUCGAUCUCAGGACUUGCUUGGGACACAGAAGAGAAUAAGUGUCUUGGAGCUGUUUUAAAUGUUAAGGGCUCACUUUUCUGCAUCAGAGUUAUGGCAUAUGUGUAAACUCUAAAUACAUAAAUAAAAUGUCUACCUAUA
Molecule: messenger RNA, 1998 nt
Organism: Lepus europaeus (European hare)
Lineage: Eukaryota; Metazoa; Chordata; Mammalia; Lagomorpha; Leporidae
Gene: AURKA
Product: aurora kinase A
Exons: 9
Coding region: 98-1306 (402 amino acids)
Biological process (GO): mitotic cell cycle; mitotic centrosome separation; protein phosphorylation
Cellular component (GO): chromosome passenger complex; spindle microtubule; spindle pole centrosome
Molecular function (GO): protein kinase activity; ATP binding
Source: RefSeq, a predicted model, not a curated record